GCUCAACACCUCUACUCUCAUCGUCCCCAACACUGUGGCAGCUCCUCUAGUCACCUCCCUUGGACGCCGUGAACUUGCUGUCUCGGCGUCCCUUUCCCCGUCUUUACCCCGCAACUGCUGCACAGCCCUUGAUACUACUUCUGCCUGCCCCUGCGAUUUGGUUGAGGCUCACAGCCUGAGCCUUCCAGCAUGUCCAACCAGUCGAUCCUUCGGAUCACCCGCGAGCUUCACGAAAUCCAAAAUGGCUCCGAUCUUUCGCUCGCAGUCGCAUGGCGCGACGUCGACGUGCGCCAUGUCCGCGCACUCAUCGUUGGCCCACCUGAUACACCCUACCAGUUCGGCUUCUUCGAGUUUACUGUCAAGUUUGGCAGGGAAUACCCAACCAAGGCACCGAGCUUGCUGGCGAUCACGACGAAUGGCGGAAGAACACGCUUCAAUCCAAAUAUAUACGCUGGUGGCAAGGUGUGCCUGUCAAUCCUAGGUACAUGGCGCGGCGAGCGAGGAGAGGAGUGGUCGUCUGCUCAAGGACUCGAGUCAAUCCUCAUCUCCAUACAGAGCUUGAUGUCUAGCAACCCGUACGAGAACGAGCCUGGCUUCGAGGACGCAAACUCAGAUUACGACAAGAAGAACCAGGAAGCAUACAUUGACAAGAUUCGUCACGAGACACUGCGCAUAUCAGUUAUUGAUCGAUUGGAAGAGUAUCUGAAUAUCCGUGGAGAGAGGCCAGCAGUCACAGUGUACAACGCAGAGGAAGAGUACCAGUCUGGACGAGAGGAUGCUCCCUUCGAGCCCUUCAAGGACCUUUGUAAGCGCCGAUUCCUCUGGUACUACCGUUCGUACCUCGCAGUAAUAGACGAGGCUGCCCUAAAGCACAAAGAUGGUGACCGCUUCGAAAAGAUGCCGUUCGAGGGGCCAGGUAACACCAUGGAGGGUACUUACCAGUACACAGCGCUUAGGGAGCGACUCAACAAGAUCUUCACAACACUGAACCAGGAGACAGAGAGCUGGAUCUUAGAGGGCUGUCUAGCUGUCAAGAAGGAGACGAGUAUUGCAAGUAAUCUGCAGCGUCAGUUCGAGCAGAUCGUCGAGAAAUACAAGAGGGAGGACUCUCUUACGCUGGACCUCAACCUUGUUGACAAGAACCCGUUUGUUUGGCAGCUUACUCUUUUUGGUCGGCCCAUGACGAAUCUGGAUGGUGGUAUGUUCAGGAUCAUGCUGUACAUCAAUCCAACUAGGUGGCCUGACGUGUUGCCACGCGUGUGCUUCGAAACUCCCAUUUUCCACCACCGCGUCUCCCCGGACGGCGUUCUAUGUUAUGACGCAGCGAAUAAGCAAGACAUGCGAUCUCAUAUUGAGGCCAUUGCUGGGGCCAUCGAGGAAGAAUCUCCAGCCUACGACCCACGGACGCUUGUCAACCCAGAAGCUGCAAAGCUCUUCUGGGGAGCACCUGACGAGAAGAAGCUGUACAAUCGCCGUCUGAGGCGCUCUGUACAGGAUAGUGCUGAGAACUGCUUCUAAUACACAAGUUCGCGUGCGGACGGGCUUGUGCUCCCAGAAUCUGUCCCGGCGACAUAGUAUACCCUGAUGACACAUCCAACAUGAUGACUACACGGCCGAUCGCAAGGAAGAUUGAUUAUACUGUACAUUGAUACCCACGCUUGGUCUCUUCAAGAUCUCGCGGCUUGCAUACUUGGCGCUCGUGAUGGAAUUGGCGCACAGCAUUCUCGAUUACCAUAGCAUAGGAGUUGGUCGAACUUUAAUGAUGAUUUGAGAC
Molecule: messenger RNA, 1774 nt
Organism: Boeremia exigua
Lineage: Eukaryota; Fungi; Ascomycota; Dothideomycetes; Pleosporales; Didymellaceae
Product: ubiquitin-conjugating enzyme/RWD-like protein
Exons: 3
Coding region: 190-1518 (442 amino acids)
Biological process (GO): negative regulation of apoptotic process
Cellular component (GO): nucleus
Molecular function (GO): cysteine-type endopeptidase inhibitor activity; ubiquitin conjugating enzyme activity
Source: RefSeq, a predicted model, not a curated record